This is a messenger RNA of Thermothielavioides terrestris NRRL 8126, 1042 nucleotides long. RefSeq lists its product as uncharacterized. Lineage: Eukaryota; Fungi; Ascomycota; Sordariomycetes; Sordariales; Chaetomiaceae. The record is from RefSeq and is a predicted model, not a curated record. The transcript has 2 exons. The coding region runs from base 308 to 868 and encodes 186 amino acids.
GCUCCAACCGCCACCCUCCCGUCCGGAUAUCGCACGCUCCCAAACGUUGGCACCGAGGCCGGCCGUUGUGCGGCGAAGGCUCGGAGGCGCGGGAGUGGGCAGUGUCCUUAGGCAGCCGCGUUUCUUCGGCGCUUGUUAAGUCCGCAGAUGCGGCAGGCCGUUGGGCACGAGCCAAUGUGGUGUAGGACGUACUCACCACAUCUCUGCGUGCUGAUCCUCACAGGCGGCCCAACACACGCCCUUCUCAGCUAGCCAGCCGCGGCCGGCUUGAUCCACGCUCUCCCACGCCUGCAGGCCCCGCUGAAAGAUGUUGGUCGCCUGCGACCAUGCCUCUUGUUCCUUCCCGCGUAGGAUUCCGGAGCCAUCGUCGUCGCGGAGCGCGCAGACUACGCCUCGUGACACCAAGGCCGGCAGGGGACAACGCAGGAUUCUUCUGCCUGGUGUUGAGCUAAUGUGGGCCAACCUCGGCGAGGACGCGCUUGUCCCUGACAGCUUCGACGAGUCGAGUGUGUUUGUGCAGCUGCGCGACGUUUCCGAUUCGCCUGGUUCCGAGAAAGCAGGGCAUGGAACAAGUUCCCGUCCACCGCGCCAACAUGGGCGAGGUACCCGCCUGCUUGCAGGAAGCAGGUUACCAGCAUGCCCUCGAGAUCGCACUGCUUGCGACACGAGCAGAAUUUGCGAAGCUGUCUGCCAGCGGUUUACCGAGGCAAUCGUGACCCGCAAGGUCAUAGCCGGCCACCAACUGCGGCCGCACAAGCUUGGUCGUGAUGCAGCAUUGCCGGCCUUCUCGACGAUCAACAGCGGAUCCUGGCUGCGCAUCGCCGACCAUAUGAUGCAUAAUCCUAAAAUGAGUUCUUUGCGUCAGUAGCCCGGAAAGCGGCCACCCCUUCCUCGGUUGCCUGGAACAUAUGGUCCUAGUCCGGUCCAGGAACUCCCGAUCCUUCUCGGUAAUCGGCCAACGGGACGCUGAUUCGAGCGUGCCGGUGUUGCUUUCGUUUCUCUCACUUUCUUUCUUGCCUUCCGGCAGCACACACGAUCUUCA